CUAUAUAGUGGUCUGUGAAUGUAGGUAAUGGGAAAAGUGGGGAAAAGGUUAUAUUUUACGUUUUGGCAGUUUUGUUAUUAAAGGGAUUGAAUAACGCAAGUUUAAUUGUAAAAUCUAGAUGAAAUAUUCAUAAAUAUAUAUAAAAAUGCUUUACGACGACUUUAAACCAAUUGUAGAUUUAAUUCUAAAUAAUUGGACAGCCUUGCAACUUGCUGUUGAACAAGGCAUGGGUGCUCCAGGCGGUGAAAAGACAGCUCAGCUGAUGUCAGUAUAUAUAGCAAGAUACUGUGUUGAGAAUAUAGUGGAUACAUUAGAACUGACUGAAGUAAUAGAGGAUUUAAUGGAUGAAGAGUUUGAUACAGUCUGCCAUGACAAUUCACCUAAAGAAGUAGCCUCUCUACUGUUAAUGUUCUUAAGCUUACUGAAAGAAGGCAAACAUGAUGAACUAAGAACUAGACUUGAAGCAAUGCCAAAAUGUCAGAAGUGGCUCAGUCAACCAAUACAUGAAUCAGUUCCUCCCCAAUGUCAUGGAAAUCCUGAUGAUGACACUACGAGUAGCAGUGGUGAAGAAGAUGGUCCCGAAGAUGAAUCGAAGGAUGGAGCCACAGCAUCAUCUAGUAAUAAUCAAGAGUCUGAGCCUAUGGAUGAGGAUGUGGAACCAGGCUGGACAGUUGUUAAAACAAGAAGGAGAAAAUAAUUAUAAUAUUAAUAUAUAUAUUUAAUAGGGCAAUUUUCUAUAGUUAAGUCAUAGAGGUGAUGAUCCAUCUAGUCAUAUUUUGAUGUUGGGUCAUAUAUAAACUAUGAACAUAUUUUAAGUUAAAAAACCAACUGUAACGUCUGGUUAGUAUCUCUUCAUUGUCUUAAAUUAGUAUGACAUUUAUAACAGCAUUAAUUUUAAAUCUAUCUAUAGUAAUAAUCUAUGUGAAACUAAACCAACAUAUCCUUUUUACAAGGUUUUGUUUGAGUUACUUUGUGUAAUGUCUUUUGAACCUUUUGGUUAUCAUAAUGAAAUAGACACAAUUUUCAGAUUGUAUGCAUAAAUACAAAACGAUAGGAACUAUUCAAAAGCGAUAAUUUAUUAAUCUACAUUAAAGAUACUAUAAUUUCAACAUUAAAUAGUAAAUUGUUAUUAUUUUUGUUUUUAUUCUAUAUGUUUUAUCCCGUAUAGCUAUUCCUGCUUCAUCCAAAAACAGGAAAAAAAAGAGUUAAAGUUGGCUAAACUUUUUGUUGUAGUGAUGGAUGUUAUUCGCGAUAGACAGUUAUUCAACUAGUGAUUUGCCUAAACCGCGAUCACUCGUGAUUCAGUGAUACAAUAACUAUUUUCCACAACGAUUUAAAGUAAAGCUGAAUUCACUCUUAAGUAAAUCAGUUAAGGUAGAUGUUUGA
This is a messenger RNA of Diatraea saccharalis (sugarcane borer), 1386 nucleotides long. Lineage: Eukaryota; Metazoa; Arthropoda; Insecta; Lepidoptera; Crambidae. The record is from the annotation of a GenBank genome assembly.